GUGGCCAACAGCAGUCGUCUCUGCUUGGUUGUCACUGUUUUACUUUCUGUAAAGGAGGAACAAAAAAAAAACCUGUCAGACCAUCAGCGUCAUCCUGGAGAUAGAGCUGGUUGCUUUUUAAGCUGUGUCUGUUCCUGAACGCCACUUUUCUGCGUGGUUCUUGGGAAAUUAGAAGCUCUUCAAACACAUCUGCCAUGGCUACCUCCGGAGGAAGUGACAGCAGACCAAUCACUAAAGAUGCGGAGAACCCGUGUGAGACUGACUCUUCCAACGAAUUUGAUUUGAACCCACUUGAGGAGUACAAGAUGAACCACAAACGGCGAGGUCUGGCUCUCAUUUUCAACCAGGAGAAUUUUUUCUUUCGGCUGAAGUUGAGUAAAAGGACUGGAACAAAUGCUGACUGCGACAACUUGGAGAAACGGUAUCUCUCUCCCACUCUACUGCUGAGUGUCUUGAUGAAUAUGUCUGUUUUUUUAAAAGUAACUUUUUAUUUUGCAACAACCCACUUUUGUUUAUCAUAUAGACUCGAGGAGUUAAAUUUUGAAGUCAAAACUUAUGAUGAUGAAGGCCAGAAGGAGGUCCUGAAUGCAAUCCAUGAAGCUGCUGAGGAGGAUCACUCUGAUGCCGACUGCUUUCUACUGGUCUUCCUGAGCCACGGCAAGGACAACUGCGUUUACACCAACGAUGGCAUGAUCAACAUCCAGGACAUCAUACAUGCAUUCAGAGGAGACAACUGCCCAAGCCUCGUAGGAAAGCCGAAGAUCUUCAUUUUUCAGGCGUGUCGUGGAGACAAACCUGAUACUCCAGUGGUUGCAUCUGGGGCUACUGACCAUCAGGAGGUGAUUAAUAAGGUGGUGAUUGAUGCCAGUGCACUAAACACUCUUCCUGCAGCAGCUGAUUUCAUCAUGUGCUUUUCUGUGGCUGAAGGUUUCUUUUCCCUCCGAGAUACCAACAAUGGCUCCUGGUACAUCCAGGAUUUGUGCGAGCUACUUGAGAAGUACGGACAUCAGCUUGAGUUCACCGAGAUACUCACCCUGGUCAACAGAAAAGUGUCAAUGAGAAGUGUGAGGAUGCGUAAGCACCCAAAGGCUGUUAAACAGGUUCCUUGUUUUGCUUCCAUGUUAACCAAGAAGCUCUACUUCCGGUAAAAGUUACAGCUUCAGUUCACUGUUAUAAUGUCAACUAAUUUUAGCUUUAAAAAACAGGAUUUUAUUCUUAAUCGUUAAAGACCCACUCAGAGUUAAUUUUGUACUUUUUACCUUUUUUAUGCAACUGCAUCCCUGCCAUAGUUUUGUCAGUUUUGUUAAACAAUGACAGAUCGUCUUUUCAUUUUUUUUUUUUUUUUUGGUUACUAUCAUCAUGUUGGUCAGAUGGCAUCGCUGUCCACUGUUUUAUAAUGCUCAGGUGUUGGUUGCUGCCAGUAAUUCAAAAAGAGAUAAGAUUUAGCUAUUUAUUCAUCUACCUCUACUUGUCAUUUGAUUUUGUUUGGCUUUCAAACAGAAAAUUUUUUUUGUGUUUUUAAAGAAAUUGUUAAUAUUAAUAAUAAUAAUACAUUUUAUUUAUGUGGCACCUUUCUUGGCACUCAGGUCAUCUCACAGUACAUAAAAUAAAGGCUAAUAAUACAACACAGAAAUGCACAGUAUUACAAACUGUUGCUCUACUGUUUCGGGUCAUGCUGUUGUGACUUUCAGGGUAAAACUGCAUUUUUCCUUUGUUGGCCAGUUUUAAAUAUGGCUUUUUCUUUGCCACUCUGCCCUGAAGGCCGGCAUCUCAAAAUUGCCAUUUCACUGUAAAUAUUUACACUGGUGUUGUGUUGGUACUAUUUAAUGAAGCUUCCAGUUGAAAACCUGUCAAGCGUCUAUUUCUCAAACUGGAAACCCUAACAUACUUUUCUUCUUGCUCAACAGUGAUGUUUAUCAAAUCCACUUCCUGUAAGAAGGAAAAAUGAAAGUUUGAUUUAUUUUUUUUCUCACAAUUCAACAUUUGAAGAUAAGCUAGUUUGACUCUUUUCACAUGUUAAUUUUUCGCAAAUUUUAAAGUUCUAACCAUGAGCAGGCACUGAAGCUUAUCUAUACCUGGUUAU
Molecule: messenger RNA, 2083 nt
Organism: Oryzias melastigma (Indian medaka)
Lineage: Eukaryota; Metazoa; Chordata; Actinopteri; Beloniformes; Adrianichthyidae
Product: caspase-6-like
Exons: 7
Coding region: 195-1148 (317 amino acids)
Biological process (GO): apoptotic process; proteolysis
Cellular component (GO): cytoplasm
Source: RefSeq, a predicted model, not a curated record